This is a messenger RNA of Suillus bovinus, 2340 nucleotides long. RefSeq lists its product as uncharacterized. The coding region runs from base 1 to 2340 and encodes 779 amino acids. NCBI's taxonomy places the organism in Eukaryota, Fungi, Basidiomycota, Agaricomycetes, Boletales, Suillaceae. The record is from RefSeq and is a predicted model, not a curated record. The transcript has 7 exons.
AUGGACGAAGACGACUCCCUCGAACUUCUGCAGCAAAUACUUAAAUUAAACAUCCUUGAUGUGGACCCGCAUGGAUCAAGUACAUCAGCUACUGGUAGAGAUACAGCUGAGAGCCCAUCUAGAAAUUUAUCAAACAAUAAUGGUAGUGAUAAUUGCGGAGCCCUAUCUGCAGCGAUUGAUGCAUGCGAUAUUGCAGAGGGGUGGAAUGACGAGGUCGAAACAAAAAAGCCAAAGAGAGGCAGACCACGAAAGCGAGUUGUGAAUAGUCGCAAAAAGCAGCAUCCAUCAUUACCAUGUGAUGAACCGACCCAGAACAUCCUCAAAAUCACUAAUGAUAAACGACUAAUCCGUGCCACAAUUAGUCCAGUCCCAGAGAAUCUGACGAACCAGCAUAAUACAAUAGACUAUGGCAUAAUAUGCAGUGAUGAUCAACAGGGGCAGAGGGCUGAGGAUGAAUUGUCUGACACAGCAGACAUCUUGCAACAGAUAAUGAGGUCUGGAAUCCUGGAUUGGAACCCUAAGGGGUCAUUGUCUGUGACGCAUGCAGCAGAUGCUAGCUCCAAUAGAGCUGAAGAGAGGAGGGACAGAUCACAAGAUAUAGAGAGCACCUUGAUCUCUCACCAGAACAAUCGCACAAAAGGAAACGAGCUACGGCGUCCAUGUGGAAGACCUGUGAGGAGGGCAAAAGCACAGCAAAAAAAAUACAAUCACGUUGCCUUGAGAGAUAGGCUAUCAUCCCCGAAGGAGAGGAGAAAUAAUCACUCCGGAUUCGUUAUUCGUGCCACGAGCAAUCCGGUGCAGGAGGGACAACAGGAAAAAGGAGAUAUAGUGCAGACUGACCACAUAGCUUGGCCUGAUGAAGCACUUUGUAGUGGGAAUGGCAAUAAUGAUGGUCCAUACAUCGAGGGUAAUCCAUCCAGGACAUGCCUAUCUAACAGUCAGCGACGUCGUGGACGUCCAAAAAAGCGCAUCGUUCAUGCAAGAGGUAGAGGAUCAAAACACCAGGUUAUGCGUAAAUCACCUUCGAGUGCUGCUCAGUCGAAGAUCAUCGACAAUGAUUACACACAUGAAACAGGGACAUGGAGUCCAGCACCAUCGAUAGCAAAAAUACAUGAUGAUGAAUACAGGCCUUCUCCUCCGCCACACGCAAUUUUACGGUCACCAUCUCUGGAGGUCUCGCAGAAUAAUAUCACAGUGGAACUAACGGUUCAGGAGGUUGCAUCUCGUGCAAUGGCCAGACCAGUCAUUUGGACGUCUGCCUGGUACAACUGGACAACCCUUGGGUUGAAUGAAUGGCUUGAUGCUACGGUCGCUAACUAUUAUCUCUGUGAUGUCUGGUAUGAGGUACUGGGCCGAUCACAAAUGAGAUAUGUGGACUUGUAUGCGGCGAUGGUGAACGAUAUGGUGGACGAAGAAUUAGAGCUCUUCAGAAAGUACCACUUCUUAUCUCAGGACGGCACAUGCCCUGUAGUCCCUGUUGGAUUCAUCGUCCAUCACUCCGAUCAUUUCUUCGCUGUCGUAUUUGACUACCAGAGACAUAUAGCCCAUGUAAUGGGUCGCCACAUCUCCGACUCAAUGAUGGACGUGGAUGGCGUAGAUCCAAAUGACUGGGAAGACUGGGAUGGACCGCAAUACUGGAGAAGAAUUGGAUCCCUUCAUCGCUGGAGCACAGGGGAUGUCACAAAUGUCUCUGUGAGAUCCACUAAUUGGUUGCAAAACGGAGUAGACUGCGGUCCUAUCGCUUGCUCCGUGCUCGAGGAAUGUUUGCGAGUGGGAUUAGAUGACCGUGGAGACCUGCCAGCAAUCGAUAUCAUAUGUGGCCACAAACUGCGCAUUCAUAUGUUGCGUGUUGUGGCUGGGCGUCUCAAGCUCAGCUGUAGCGACUAUCUUAUGCUCCUUGACGGUCCACUGGAGAAUUGGAGAGAGGAUGACGUACCAGACGAGGAUGUGAUGAAUUCAAUUCGGAAUGGACAGCACCAGGCAGAAUGCUUAAAGCUCCUGCGGAAAUUGACUGUCGUUAGCGCGACCUGCUCAAUGUGUCAACGCCAAACACCCCAAAAGGAUAGAGAAAACCCAUCAGCAUAUGAAGACGAGAACAGAGAUGGUUUGACAGUGGAUGAGGAUGGUGUUGAAGCUGAAAGCACCCAUGAAGACGAUUCUCUUGGAAUGGCACUUUCUGUAAAUCACAAGGAGAACCUCACCAAGCUGUUGAAAGCAAACAAACACCUGACCGGAUCUCGCAAUCGAAAUUUGAUAGUCCCUCGCGCAACUGGCACACAUCUUCAACUUGAGCCUGAUAUUCCUCUUGAUGAGCCGCCUCAUCAUCUCGUAGGCGAGUAA